UGUUGAGAAGUUUAUCCCUAUCAGUCACUUUGGUGGUCGCGUCAACAGUGUUUGAUCGAACACCUGCUCGUCUUUUUAACGAUUUUUUAAAAAAGAAGUUUUGAAGUUUGUCACGUUUCUAUCAGAAAACCGAACCAAAGAUGUCCAAAGUCAGACAAGUCCGUCAAAACUACCAUGAGGAAAGCGAGGCUGGAGUCAACAAGCAGAUCAAUAUGGAGUUCUAUGCUUCAUAUGUCUAUGCUGCUAUGGCCUUCCACUUCGACCGGGAUGAUGUAGCUUUGCCCAACAUCUCCAAGUUCUUCAAGGACAGCAGCGAUGAAGAGAAUGAACAUGCCCGUAAGUUGAUGAAGUUCCAGAACGAACGAGGUGGAACUGUCGUGUUGAAAGACAUCAAGGCUCCUCCCAAGGCGAAAUGGGACUCUCCUCUGGAGGCCUUCCAAGACGCUCUUGAACUGGAAAAGACUGUCAAUCAAUCCCUGCUGGAUUUGCAUAAGGUCGCUUCCAAACACGAUGACGCUCAGAUGUGCGAUUUCUUGGAAAGUGAGUACUUGACUGAACAAGUGGAGGCCAUCAAGAAACUUGGAGAUCACGUUACUAACCUGAAGCGUGUUGGCUCCGGUCUCGGCGAGUACAUCUUCGACAGGGAAUUCAAAUCUUAAAGAACAGCAUUAUUUUUUCCCCUUCAAAAUUUAUCUAUUAAAUAAAAGAACCUAUAAUGUACGAAAGAUUUUAAAAUUUAAACCUAUUAAUCUGUAAUAAAACGUUUCAAACUUG
This is a messenger RNA of Argiope bruennichi, 774 nucleotides long. RefSeq names its product soma ferritin-like. NCBI's taxonomy places the organism in Eukaryota, Metazoa, Arthropoda, Arachnida, Araneae, Araneidae. Bases 141 to 659 code for a protein of 172 amino acids. Gene Ontology annotation, cellular component: cytoplasm. Gene Ontology annotation, biological process: iron ion transport; intracellular iron ion homeostasis. The transcript is spliced from 4 exons. Gene Ontology annotation, molecular function: ferric iron binding; ferrous iron binding. The record is from RefSeq and is a predicted model, not a curated record.